AUGUUCAUUUCAUUAUUAUUGCUUAUUUCGAUUUUGCCAUAUUCGAAUGCAAUUCGCUUCUAUUUACCACCAAAUGGAAGGAAGUGUUUAAAGGAAGAAAUUCAUAAAAAUGUCGUUGUAACCGGUGAAUAUGAAUUCAGUGAAGGCGUUGGUUAUCAGAGCAGUGUUCAUGUGACUGAUUCGAGGGGUCAUAUAUUAUACAAUCGCGAGCGUUUCGCUGAAAAUAAAGGAAAAUUUGCUUUCACAGCUGAUGAAUACGAUAUAUUUGAGAUUUGUUUUACUUCUUAUUUAUCUUCAGGUCAACAAGGGAGAAACAGAGAACUUAUGUUGGAUAUGAAGCGUGGUGUUGAAGCCAAAAAUUAUGAAGCUUUGGCCAAAGCAGAGCAACUUAAACCAAUUGAAAUAGAAUUAAGACGUCUGGAGGAUUUAUCUGAAUCAAUUGUACAAGAUUUUGCUUAUAUGAGACAACGCGAAGAAGAAAUGCGAACCACGAAUGAGUCGACGAACAGUCGUGUUUUAUAUUUAAGUAUAUUUUCAAUGUUAUGCCUGCUGGGUUUGGCGUCAUGGCAAGUGCUUUAUCUUCGAAGAUAUUUUAAAGCGAAGAAACUAAUCGAUUAG
This is a messenger RNA of Dracunculus medinensis (Guinea worm), 618 nucleotides long. NCBI's taxonomy places the organism in Eukaryota, Metazoa, Nematoda, Chromadorea, Rhabditida, Dracunculidae. The record is from the annotation of a GenBank genome assembly.